GGGCAGCAGCCAGAUGCUAAGGACCACAGUGGCAGAGAUGGCCAUAAAAUUUUGUUGCUUUUCCAAGGACCCCCUUGAAGAUGCAGCGUCCUGGAGUGAGUCUAUCGAAAAGCUGUUGGGGUGUAAAGCUGGGCAGCUGGCGUUCCAGGAGUUCCUGAGGUCCGAGUACAGCGAGGAGAACAUCCUGUUUUGGCUGGCCUGCGAGGAGUACAAGAAGAUCAACAACACACCAGAGAUGAUCAUCGCAGCUAACCGCAUCUACUCCGAGUUUGUGCAGGUGGAAGCGCCCAGACAGAUCAACAUCGACUGCGGGACCCGCGCCAACAUAACGAAGAACAUCUCUGAGCCGAACCUCAGCUCCUUCGACACGGCACAGAAGCUGAUCUUCAGUCUUAUGGCGAGGGACUGCUACCCCCGGUUUUUAAAAUCUGACAUCUACCAGUCUAUUCUACGGAAAGCAGACAAAAGCUGA
Molecule: messenger RNA, 472 nt
Organism: Colossoma macropomum (tambaqui)
Lineage: Eukaryota; Metazoa; Chordata; Actinopteri; Characiformes; Serrasalmidae
Gene: rgs1
Product: regulator of G protein signaling 1
Exons: 4
Coding region: 14-472 (152 amino acids)
Source: RefSeq, a predicted model, not a curated record